CCUUACCUUGGUAACCUUGCUUAGCUUCAACGUGGGGAACUAUUCUAUAUAAGCUUGGAAAAGCUUGAGGCGCGCCUAUUUUGUUCACACCUCUUUGUUUAAUCCACCUCUGUACUUGUGACCACUGUUAUGAAGCUUCACAUCAUUCUGCUAGCAACAUCGUUUGCAGUGGCAGCAUCCCAAAAGAAUCAGUACACAACACCAGUACCAAUCUUGAAACAAAUCAACAAACACAAUGAGGAUGGCUCCUAUAGCUAUGGCUACGAAGCAGCUGAUGGUACCUUCAAAAUCGAAACCAAGUACCCAGAUGGUGAGGUCUAUGGCAAAUAUGGAUACGUAGACGACACAGGAAAACUGCGUGAAGUCGAAUAUGGCGCCAGUAAAAGAGGUUUCGAACCAAAUGGUAACGAUAUCCAAGUACCACCUCCAACACUGAAGCAAAACCCUAGUGCCUCCAGACCUUUAGGACCCAAUGAAGUGGACGAUGGUCAAUACAGGGAAGAUCCGAGUGUUUACUACCAAAACGAAGAAGGUUUAAGAGGGAGGAACCAGUACCAACAGCCACAAUCAAUUUACAGGCCGGAACCACGUCCACAGCCUGCUUACAGACCGGAACCACAACCACAGCCACAAUUCAGACCACAGCCACAAUCCCAAUUCGACUUCAACUUCAACUGGGACCAACCCAAGCAAACGCCUCAAUAUCAACCACAGUACCAGCAACCUAGGCCACAGUACUAUCAACCACCAGCCCCUCAGCCAACCUACAGGCCCCAAAGUUACUACAACCCGCAGCCACAGCCCACUUGGAGUCAGCAAAAUUGGGCUCAUCAGUUCCAAGGCCAUCCGGCUUCUAAUGUUGACAUUUGGACUGGGUCUUACUCUGUGAACUAUUGAAAAUGGUUGAUUUAGUAGUACAAAAACGUGUGGAUAACGAUAUGGAUCAACGAGAGAUUUGAUCGUAUAGUUUUAAGCAUGAAAAUGACAUUUGGUGUGAAGCAAUGAGCAAUAUUUCAAAUAUUUAUCAUCAAGUUGGUUGCUACAUGAUGCAUCAAAACACUGAUUGAUAUCCCCUUUUAAUUUUUUAUUGUUUUUGUAUAAGAGUUAUGUUUUUUACUCUCUUCGUUGUUUCAACACCAAAAUCUAAUGUCUUUUCGACUGAUACUAGUCUUUUUUUGGAAUAGAUGUCAAGUUAAUUAGUAUAUAAUGUAUAUAAUAAGUAAGUUGAGGAAAUAAAGCAAAUAAACUGGUA
This is a messenger RNA of Coccinella septempunctata (seven-spotted ladybird), 1252 nucleotides long. RefSeq names its product keratinocyte proline-rich protein (gene Cpr97Eb). NCBI's taxonomy places the organism in Eukaryota, Metazoa, Arthropoda, Insecta, Coleoptera, Coccinellidae. Gene Ontology annotation, molecular function: structural constituent of chitin-based larval cuticle. Gene Ontology annotation, cellular component: chitin-based extracellular matrix. The coding region runs from base 130 to 897 and encodes 255 amino acids. The record is from RefSeq and is a predicted model, not a curated record. The transcript has 2 exons.